AUGGAGGAUGUUGCAGUAACCAUAAUGCCUUGUAUUCCUUCCAAAGUACCACGGGGCGAUUAUCUGUUUAAACUGCUCCUGAUCGGAGACUCCGGCGUUGGAAAGUCGUGUCUUCUUCUUCGUUUUGCCGACGACACCUACACGGAGAGUUAUAUAAGUACCAUCGGCGUUGACUUCAAGAUCCGGACGAUCGAACUCGAUGGAAAAACGAUAAAGUUGCAAAUCUGGGAUACAGCGGGACAGGAGAGAUUUAGGACAAUAACUAGUUCGUAUUAUCGUGGUGCGCACGGCAUAAUUGUCGUCUAUGACUGCACGGAUCAAGAAACUUUCAAUAACGUCAAACAGUGGCUUGAAGAAAUUGAUCGUUAUGCAUGUGAUAAUGUCAAUAAGCUCUUGGUCGGAAACAAAUGCGACCUGCACACCAAAAAAGUUAUUGACUACACAACGGCAAAGGAAUACGCAGAGCAGCUUGGAAUUCCAUUUUUGGAGACAUCAGCGAAGAAUGCGAUGAACGUAGAGCAAGCUUUCAUGACAAUGGCAGCCGAGAUUAAACAGCGAGUGGGUCCACCCUCGAGCGCAGUCAGCGACACGGCAAGCAAGCUGAAACUCGAUCAAGGCCGUACUGUUGAAACUUCGGGCAUUCAGGGCUCGAAAUCUGGAUGCUGCUGAAACGCAAAUUCAUGAGUUUUUGAUGUUGAGACGCAACACUGCGGGGUUGCAGCUUUUUUGUAUGGAGAAUAUACGCACCAGAGGUGUGACAUUAAGACCGUUUUGAAAUGUCCGAUAUCCAAAAACCGAGGAACACAAGAAUCAUCAAGGACCAUCAGUUUACUAGCUGUAUACAUUUUUUUUGUCCUUUAAAAAACUUUUUGUAGCGGAGAAAGAGUAUAAUUAUUAUUCUAUCGCAGCUUGAUAUACUACCGUGGUUCGGUCGAUUUCUAUGCAAAAAGGCUGUCCAUAGACGAGCGUGCACUUAGGGACAGUUGUAGUUUAAUGAAUAAUUGAAAUUGUGUAUAAUUGUCAUGCGCGAUAUGGAAGCAUCAUCAUUUCUUAGAUUAGGGAGGAACCUCUAUAGUUAAGGCAUUUUAAUCUCAAUCGAUGUGAGGCUCACACAUGUACUUUUUCUCUGCCUUUGUUAUAUCCCGGAAGCGACCUUUUUAAUCGACUCAUGGGUGGCGAUUAUUAAAUAGAAGGUAUGGAAUUCCAUAGGCCCAAAUUUGGACAAAUUAGCGGGGUUUGUUUGUUGUUGUUGUUGUUGUUGUCAUAGAUGUUUCAGAAACGAAAACGAUCGUCAAAUUCGAGAUUUUUCUAUCGAUCGGAAAAUGACGAAUCGCCGCCUAUGAAUCGACUUACGGUAGCCUUAAGUUCGAGAAUUCCAUAAUGUCGGUAAGUUUUUUGGGCAACCCAGAAACAACGACUCACCGUAGGGAUGGUGCUGUGUGAGACUCAAAUCGCGCCAAAAAUCGUGCGGUAUAAGAAAUCGAAAAUGUUAAGUGUAGAAUUAAUAAUAAUUAAUGAUUAAACACCAAUCGAUGAGAUUUUCCUCGAAGAGUAAUUAUUUUAAUCAGUGAAAAAAGAAAUGGAAACUCGACUUAUUCGGAAAUUGUCUCUGGGGAUGUCAAGAAGUCCGGCUUCAAACUCGCUUCCAAUUAACGCAAAGAAAGUAUUUUAAUCCCUACGGUGUGUCGAUCGAUGAUUUGCCUUGCAGUGCACGAAAUGAAAAAGCCGUUGUGAAUUUUCGGGGUGCUUUUUUCAUUAAUUAAUUCCGCUAGAAAAAGAGAUUUUUCAGUUCAGAAUAAUAGGGUUUUUAUCUUUCCAUUGCUUUCGAAUUGAAGGUGUUUUGGAAUUCGAAAGAGCUCUCAACUGCAAACGUUCCUUAUGUUAGUUAAUAAUAAUUUGGACACGAAUUCCGUCGAAUUCAAAAGCGUUCCUAAUUUUACUCAUUCUUUAUUGAGCAGACUUUCAAAUAAUCCUGAAUUUAAUUGAAAACUAUCAAGAUGACGUGACUGCCGGAUAUUGAAAUCUGUUGUCAUGUUGAAAACUGAAUGUUCAUGUUUAAUUCUUUCACGAAAUGUUGCAUAAAAAAGGUCGCCUUGGGCCACGGUGGCUUUUUCGUGAUGUGCCCUCUGUAUAUGCUUAAUCUGCGACCUCUUGUAGAAAACACUGUACUUUCUUGUACUGCAAUAUAAUAAUAUAAAAUAUAACUUAUAUAGUGCAUAAAAUAACUGAACAACAAUUGGGGGUCACGUGCACUUGGCUGCGAAUAUUAACAUCAACAUUUGAAUAUGUCGCAGGUGUGUGUAUGGACGAUGAAUUAGUUCUGUAAAUGUAUAAUUAUAAUUACUAGAUUAAAAUCGUGUCGAAGUUGAACGCCCACUCUGAACGGCAAAAGGGAAAGAGAGAGAAAGAGAGGGGGAAUUUUGUUUUCCUCGAAAAAACUCAAUAUCCUGCGAAAGAGUUGAAAUAGAAUGCAGAACUUUUGAGAAAGAAUGGGUGCCUGAUAAAGGGUUAAGUUUUCCUGAUUUACGAUUUCUAGUAAUUGUAUGUAAUGAUGCAAUUUCUUUUUGACGACCUUUCGAGUUUUGUAUUACCCGAUUUUACGAUAGAUAUUAUGAAAUCGUAGCGAGUGCGUUGCCGUUUUGCUACUAGUAUUGUUAUGUUAAAGGAAUAUAGUUUCUCUUGCUUUGAUUCCGGUCGAUGAAACAAUGUUUGAAAUUCAUUUUUGUACCGUUUGCAGUCGUGGAAAAAUAAUCAACAGUAAGAAAAACGAA
Messenger RNA from Belonocnema kinseyi, 2771 nucleotides. It is a transcript of the gene Rab1, whose product is annotated as ras-related protein ORAB-1. The transcript has 4 exons. Bases 1 to 669 code for a protein of 222 amino acids. Gene Ontology annotation, molecular function: GTP binding; GTPase activity. The record is from RefSeq and is a predicted model, not a curated record. NCBI's taxonomy places the organism in Eukaryota, Metazoa, Arthropoda, Insecta, Hymenoptera, Cynipidae.